Penicillium griseofulvum is the source of this 819-nucleotide messenger RNA. RefSeq lists its product as uncharacterized. The record is from RefSeq and is a predicted model, not a curated record. NCBI's taxonomy places the organism in Eukaryota, Fungi, Ascomycota, Eurotiomycetes, Eurotiales, Aspergillaceae. The transcript has 4 exons. Bases 1 to 819 code for a protein of 272 amino acids.
AUGGAUACCUCGCAGGCUGGCGAGCAGACCCUCGAUAGGGCACAAGAUGGAUCUACCUCUGCCGAGGGGUCCAAUUCUGCCUCCCCGACCGAUGCCCAGGCGCUUGGUACUGUCAGCUCGACGGCACAGUCGUAUCACAUCACCGAGGACCUGAUUCCGCUGGUCCAGACAACGAACGAGACUCUCGAGCGAACCCGGUUGAUUGUUAAUCAUGAGCCGACCGACAAUGACGAGGACUUGAUGGACACAAUCGGUGAGGGCUACGAUCUCGUUGAUGCGACAGAGGAUUUGAAGAGGACCGUCCGGUCGCAGGAAUUCUACCUUCGCUACGGCGACCAUAUGGGGCAGGUAUGGAAGUGCCUCGAACUUGCUUCCCGUCGUGUCCACCAAGGCCAUUGGCCAGCCGGAGUCAUCGCUGUUGGGAAGGUUCUCAAGCUGGAGGAGGAGCUCGGGGGAGGGAAAGCCUCGGAGAAGCUGGCGGGGGUGUUGCAGCAUCUCGAGGGGCUUGGGAUCCAGAUCAGCAGUGAUGUGGCCAAGGCGGCAAUUAUGGGAUAUGCGAUACGCAACAAGAUCUGCCAUGGAGGUCCCGGUCGACUCGACGACAAGCAGACUCGCGAUGCAAUCGCGAGCAAUGUGAACGACCUGGAGAAGUUUCUACCCGACGAUCAGAGAGCGGAUCGCGAUCUCUGGGUGCGAAUUGUCAAGUUGUGGAAGAAGUGCUGCAGAUACGUGGAGGAUGUGCGAAAGUCGGCUCCGGAGACGACGCCAACCCCGGAUUCAUCUAGUCUACUCGCCGCACCGCCCCGUACCGCCGAGUAG